AUGAGUUUCCUGAGGGCACUCCAUCAGUCCGGAAGGGCGCUGCGAAUCGGACACCAGUUGCCGAAGCGUUACUUUUCCGUCGUUGGAAGUCCAAGCGUUAGCGCGUAUCUCAUACAGCAGGCUAACAAAGCGAAAAAUAUCAACCGUACUUUGCAUGGACUUCACGAGCGAAAGCAAGCCACCUUCAACGAGCGCAGCCAGCUCAAGUAUGCUCGACGGCUUGUGGUGAAGCUAGGCAGUGCCGUCAUUACCCGCGAGGAUGAACAUGGUCUCGCUCUCGGUCGGCUUGCUUCCAUCGUCGAGCAGGUGGCCGAAUAUCAUGUCGAAGGUCGCGAAUGUAUUAUGGUAACGAGCGGUGCUGUCGCGUUCGGCAAGCAAAAACUAACGCAGGAGUUGCUGAUGUCGCUAUCGAUGCGAGAAACACUCUCCCCGACGGAUCAUACGCGCCAGGACGCCGGUACGAUGGUGGAACCGAGGGCAGCCGCUGCCGUGGGUCAAUCUGGUCUAAUGUCGCUGUACGACGCUAUGUUCGCCCAGUACGGUAUCAAGAUCGCACAGGUGCUGGUAACCGAGCCGGAUUUCUACAACGAAGAAACACGCAAGAAUCUGUUCAGCACUCUCUCGGAACUGAUCAGCCUGAACAUUGUGCCGAUCAUCAACACGAACGAUGCCGUCGUACCGCCGAUGUUUAUCGUCGAUCAGGAAGUGUCCGCUACGGGCAAGAAGCGUGGCAUACGCAUCAAGGACAACGACAGUUUGGCGGCACUGUUGGCCGCUGAAAUUCAUGCCGAUCUACUGAUCCUGAUGUCGGACGUGGAUGGCAUUUACAACAAGCCACCGUGGGAGGAUGGUGCACGGCUGAUGCACACGUACACCGCCGGUGAUAAGAAUCUGAUCAAGUUUGGGGAAAAGUCCAAGGUCGGUACCGGAGGCAUGAACUCGAAAGUAAUGGCAGCCACUUGGGCCCUGGAUCGUGGAGUGAGUGUGGUGAUCUGCAAUGGCCAUCAGGAUAAGGCCAUCAAAAGUAUACUUACCGGGCGUAAGGUGGGCACGUUCUUUACUGAAUCCACCACCGAGAAGACGACCCCCGUGGAACAAGUCGCUGAAAAUGCUCGUAGCGGAAGCCGUGUUCUUCAGAAUCUCACUGCGGACGAACGUGCCCAGGCGGUAAACACACUGGCGGAUCUGCUCGUAUCACGCCAAUCACAAAUCCUUGAAGCAAACGCGAAAGAUCUAGACGAGGCAAAGAAGUCCGGCCUUGCGAAGCCACUUCUUUCGCGACUUUCGCUGACUCCCUCCAAGUUGGAAAGUUUAGCCAAAGGACUGAAACAGAUUGCCGACGACAGCCACAGGAACGUGGGACGUGUGGUCAAACGCACCAAACUAGCAGAUGGACUCGAGCUGAAGCAAGUCACUGUCCCGAUCGGUGUGCUGUUGGUCAUAUUUGAAUCCCGUCCAGAUUCGCUGCCGCAGGUGGCCGCCCUAGCAAUGGCUUCCGGCAACGGAUUGCUGCUGAAAGGUGGCAAGGAAGCAGCACACAGCAAUCGGGCACUGAUGGAACUGGUCAAAGAAUCUCUGGCACCUACGGGAGCCUCCAACGCGAUCUCUUUGGUAUCGACCCGAGAAGAGAUUAGUGAUCUUCUCUCGAUGGACGAACAUAUUGAUCUAAUCAUUCCACGAGGAUCGAGUGAGCUAGUACGCAGCAUACAGGAAAAGGCUCAGCACAUUCCGGUGAUGGGUCAUGCUGAGGGCAUCUGCCAUGUGUACGUCGAUCGGGAAGCGGAUCUGGACAAGGCUUUGAAGAUCAUUCGCGAUUCCAAGUGUGACUAUCCGGCGGCCUGUAACGCUAUGGAAACGCUUCUCAUCCACGAGGACCUGCUGCAAAAUACUUCCUUCUUUACCGAUGUGUGCAAUAUGCUCAAGCGCGAAGGUGUUAAGAUUAAUUCUGGUCCCAAGCUAAACCAAAUAUUGACCUUCGGCCCACCUCAGGCAAAAUCGCUCAAGUUUGAGUAUGGUGCGCUAGAGUGCAGCAUUGAAGUAGUGAAAAACUUGGAAGAAGCUAUCGAUCAUGUCCAUACGUACGGCAGUGGACAUACGGAUGUUAUUGUCACGGAAAAUCCCUCCUCGGCCAACUACUUCCAGAGCAACGUUGACAGUGCUUGCGUAUUCCACAAUGCUAGCAGUCGGUUCGCGGACGGAUUCCGCUUCGGUCUCGGUGCGGAGGUUGGCAUAUCCACCGCCAGAAUACAUGCCCGUGGACCGGUCGGUGUCGAAGGACUGCUCACCACGAAAUGGAUCCUCAGCGGUGUUGACCAUACGGCGGCGGAAUUUACCGAAGGUUCACGUGCCUGGCUCCAUCAAUCGCUACCCACCGAAUAA
This is a messenger RNA of Anopheles marshallii, 2379 nucleotides long. It is a transcript of the gene P5CS, whose product is annotated as delta-1-pyrroline-5-carboxylate synthase. The record is from RefSeq and is a predicted model, not a curated record. Gene Ontology annotation, molecular function: ATP binding; glutamate 5-kinase activity; glutamate-5-semialdehyde dehydrogenase (NADP+) activity. The transcript is spliced from 6 exons. Gene Ontology annotation, cellular component: mitochondrion; cytoplasm. Bases 1 to 2379 code for a protein of 792 amino acids. NCBI's taxonomy places the organism in Eukaryota, Metazoa, Arthropoda, Insecta, Diptera, Culicidae.